Molecule: messenger RNA, 957 nt
Organism: Scylla paramamosain (green mud crab)
Lineage: Eukaryota; Metazoa; Arthropoda; Malacostraca; Decapoda; Portunidae
Exons: 1
Coding region: 442-957 (171 amino acids)
Source: RefSeq, a predicted model, not a curated record
GGUGGUGGUGGUGGUGGUGGAGGCGGCGGCGCACACUUUCACUCGUGGCCUCUCCCUGCGAAGGCUUGCUGGUAAUUUCGUAGGAUUAAAACUUGUGGAUAAAAGUCAGAUGGGUCACCCGCCCCCACAAACACGCACAGACACACACACAGACACACACACAGACACACACACAAAUGCACACACAGACACACGCACGGACGCACGCACGCCCAGGCCGUGGGGCGGGCCAGCAGCACGCCGCCACAGUUGGCCGUCAGCCGCCGUGCAGCGCGGCCGUGCGUGCAGGUGUUCCGUGGCGCGCCUCCCACGUGGUGACCGGCGCCGUGUGCUCCCCGGGGGGAUGUGAGGGGCGAGGCGGCCCGGUGCUGCCCGCCAGGUGAGGCUGCCGCCGCCUGCAGGGGGCGCGAUGGCCCCCUGAGGGGCGAGCAGUGGUGCGCCAUGCCCGAGGGCCGCGCCGCGCCGCACCCCAGCAAGCGGCUGCUGCGCUCCCAGUCCCUGCCGGCCUACAGCGGCGUGCGGGGCCCCCAGUGCGCCGCGCCGCCCCAGGAGGCACCCUUCCAUGGUCAGGGGGACAGCGGGCCCCCUGAGAGCAGUGACGAGGCCCCGCGGCGGCGGCGAGACACGCGCGCCACCAUCAUGCAACACUACUACCCCGAGGGCGGCUGGGGCUGGGUGGUGGUGGCUGUGGCCGCCGCCGUGCACCUGCUGGCCCACGGCCUGCACACGGCUUACGGCGCCCUGCUGGGCCUCACCCUCGCUAACUUCUCCACGCAGCAGCCCGUCCUCGUAGGUGAGUGCCUCCUUGGGCUCCCGGCAGUGUCGGGGUGGGGCGGGGCGGGGCACGGAGGUCUGUGGCCUCAUCACCUGCUGUCUGUCCGCCGUCACUUCUCAGCCCCUGGGCGACUUUUCCUUGUGGCGGGGCGGGGCACAGAGGGCAGCAGGGGCGUGCUGUGA